Pseudoliparis swirei is the source of this 1832-nucleotide messenger RNA. It is a transcript of the gene utp18, whose product is annotated as UTP18 small subunit processome component. Gene Ontology annotation, molecular function: protein binding. Gene Ontology annotation, cellular component: small-subunit processome; Pwp2p-containing subcomplex of 90S preribosome. The record is from RefSeq and is a predicted model, not a curated record. Gene Ontology annotation, biological process: rRNA processing. The transcript has 13 exons. Bases 91 to 1671 code for a protein of 526 amino acids. Lineage: Eukaryota; Metazoa; Chordata; Actinopteri; Perciformes; Liparidae.
AACGCACGAAGAAGAACGCGCGUCUGCACAUGUGCAAACAGCAGCGAGAAGAGCGCGAGGUUCCGGUUCUGUUCGGUCCGGCUUGUAAACAUGAAGGACUUGAUUCAGCUGCCGGCGGCGGAGGAGGAGCGGGGACCCGCCAAGAAGAGGACCCGGACCCCGAGGCCCGACCCCGGGGACGAGGAGGAGCAGCGGCGGACUCACGUGAAGAGGCUGUCGGCCCUGGGCGAGCGGGACGGCUCCGUGAAGCUGCUCGAGGAGCUCGUGUUCGGGGCGGAGGACGAGCUGCUGGAGCGCCUCGUGGAGGGCUCCACCCGGGAGGACCAGGAGCCGGCUGGAGCCUCAUUGGUGGAGGAGCCAGUGGAUGGGUCAGGUGACUCAGAGGAUGAAGACGAGGCUCCUCCUCCUGCGAGCAGAGCGGCCGUCUGGGUGGACGAGGAUGACGAGCGGGAGGAAGAGGUGGACAUGACGCACCGUUACCGUAGAGACCUGAUCAGAGGGGAGGCGGAGUCCACCAUGACCAAUCAGAAGCUCCAGCAGAGGAUGAGGGAGCAGUUCCAGAAGGCGAUGGGAGGAGCUCCAUCGUGGGCCGAGAAGAGGAGGAAGAAGAAGAAGAAAGAUGAGGAUGAAGAGGAUGAAGAGGAGGAGCUGCUGAGGAGGACGGGGAACUUCGUGGUUUCUUCAGACCGUUUGCCGGGCAGCGUCUUGAGAAUGAAGAAGUGUCUUCAUGCUAACGGCUCGCGGCCGUCGUUGGACCGACUGACCACCGUGCAGUUCCAUCCCGUCGCUCAGGUCGUCAUGACGGCCGGCCUCGACCAAUCGGUGUCCCUCUUUCAGGUGGACGGGAAGACGAACCCAAAGAUCCAGAGCAUCCACCUGGAGCGGUUCCCCGUCCACAGAGCCCGCUUCAGCCGGGACGGAGACACGGUGAUCGCUACCGGCCUGAAGAACAAGACCUUCUACCUGUACGACAUGAGGGAGGGCCGCGUCACACCUGUGCACACGGUGCGAGGUCUGAAUGAAGCGCGAGUGAAGGAGUUCUCAGUUUGUCCUGAAGGAGGCGCUUUGCUGCUCACUGGAACGAGAGGAUACCUGCACCUCCUCACACUCAAGACGAAGGAGGUGGUCCGCAGCAUGAAGGUCAACGGCGCCGUUGUGGGCGUGGCCUUCUCUCACGACGGCAGCAAAGUGUUUGCCAACUCAGAGGACGGGGAGGUGUAUGUGUGGGACAUGCGCAGCAGUCGGUGUGUGAACAGGUUUACAGAUGAAGGCUGCGUGAAGGCGACGGCCAUCGCCGCCUCCCCCAACGGACAAUACCUGGCCUGCAGCUCUCAGUCGGGUGUGGUCAACGUCUACUCCCAGGAGGCGUGUCUUAAUCUGGCCAAUCCCAAGCCUCUGAAAGCAGUGAUGAACCUGCUGACCUCUGCGACCUCGAUGACCUUCAACCCGUCGUCUGAGAUCCUGGCCAUCGCCUCCCGAGACGAGGACGAGGCUGUGCGCCUGGUCCACAUGUCCAGCCUCAGCGUCUUCUCUAACUUCCCCGUCUCCAAGAGGAAGAGUAUUUAUCGAACCAGCUGCCUGGACUUCUCCCCUCACAGCGGCUUCUUCUCAUUGGCCAACAACAAAGGACACGCCCCUCUGUACAGGUUGCUCCACUACAAGGACUUCUGAGGACCUGGUUCACAUGAGCCCGGUUCUUUCUGGUCCCAACUAGAACCUGGUGGGUCAGGAGCCAGACCCUAGACCUCAACGAGUCCUGGUGGAGAUGAAAACAUGAACAUGUUUGAUUUAUAUUGUUUGUAUGAAGAUAUUCUAUAAAAGAACUAAAACUA